AUGACUCACGACUUCGCGUCGGCCGACACCGCGCUCAACGGGAAGCUGCUGCCCACAGCCGCGCGCCUGUGCGAGGGCCUGGACCAGGCGCUCGACGAGGCGCGCGGCGUCGUGGCCUGCUGCGGCGUCCGCCACGUCAGCGGGCUCGGCCGCGCCUUUGUCUACGCCAUCGCCACGGCCGUGGCAUUCACGGUCGUGUUUGUGGGCGCAAUGCUGCUGGCUGUGGCGAGCGGGCGGAAGCGGCGCAGCCUGGGGGACUUGGGGCUGCCCACCUACGGCAUGACGCCCUACAACAGCCGCCCCAGCAGCGUGCUCGGGUCGUUCAGCCGGCCCAGCAGCCGGUCGCAGAAUUACCACCUCUAG
This is a messenger RNA of Monoraphidium neglectum, 363 nucleotides long. RefSeq lists its product as hypothetical. The transcript is spliced from 2 exons. The coding region runs from base 1 to 363 and encodes 120 amino acids. The record is from RefSeq and is a predicted model, not a curated record. Lineage: Eukaryota; Viridiplantae; Chlorophyta; Chlorophyceae; Sphaeropleales; Selenastraceae.